GAAGAAGAAAGACAGAAGUAGGCGUUAAGACUGACGUGCCUGCCAGAUAACAAUAGUGAAGACGUGUUCCUCACUCACACUCACCAAAGUUCUCUCAACAUCCUUCAAGAUGGGAAUCCGAAAAAAGAACAACAAGAACCCGCCGGUGCUCAGCCACGAGUUUGUGAUCCAGAACCAUGCGGAUAUUGUGUCUUGUGUUGCUAUGGUGUUUUUGCUGGGUCUUAUGUUUGAGAUUACGUCGAAGGUAGCGGUUUUGUUCAUAACUGUGCAAUACAAUGUAACGAUUCCAGCAAAUGGAGGUCCGGAGGAAACGGCGGUGAAUUACUUCCAUUACGGUCUGAAAGAUAUAGCCACUGUCUUCUUCUACAUGUUAGUUGCCAUUAUCAUGCACGCCAUUAUUCAGGAAUACGUGCUGGAUAAAAUCAACAGGAAGAUGCACUUCUCCAAAACCAAGCACAGCAAGUUUAAUGAGUCGGGUCAGCUGAGUGCCUUCUACCUCUUCUCCUGCCUCUGGGGAGCCAGCAUUCUUGUUUCUGAAAACCUCCUGUCUAACCCUGUCAGCCUGUGGGAGGGUUACCCGCACACCCUUAUGCCGUUCCAGUUGAAGUUCUACUACAUCUGUCAGCUUGGUUACUGGCUUCAUGCUAUCCCUGAGCUGUAUUUCCAGAAGGUCAAGAAAGAGGAUAUUCCUCGUCAGCUUGUUUAUAUAAGCCUUUACCUGGUCCACAUCACAGGAGCCUAUGUUCUGAAUCUGAACCGAUUGGGCCUGGUGUUGCUGGUUCUGCAUUACUUUGUUGAGCUCCUCUUCCAUGUAUCCCGACUCAUUUACUUCAGCAAUGAAGAGAGGCAGACUGGGUUUACAGUGUGGGCUGUUCUGUUUGUGUUGGGCCGGUUGUUGACUCUUUCCCUGUCUGUUCUCACUGUGGGCCUUGGGCUGGCCGGAACAGAGAAACGGGGUGUGAACCUCGCAGAGGGAAGAUUUAAUGUCCUUUUUGUUCGGGUGACCGUCCUGACUGCAAUAUGCAGCACUCAGGCUUUUAUGAUGUGGAAAUUUAUCAACUUCCAGCUGCGACGAUGGAGAGAACAAGCACAGACUCCGAGCUUAAAGAAGAAAUCGUCCUCUUCUAAGAGCAAAUCGAAGAAAGCCAAUGGUGUGAACGGAUCUGUUGGUGCCAGUGGAGCAGAUUCCCCCAGAGCGAGGAAGGAGAAGUCAUCAUAAAACCCCUCCUAGUCCCAGCUUCUGUCCUGGCUGAAAUCAGCCUGAUCAUUCCUUUCCCUCCUCUCCAUCCCACAGUUUGUCCGUAGCCCCUUUUCCUUUUCCCCUCUUGUUUAUCUGAAAAAAAAAAAAAAAAAACUUGCAAUAUGGCAACUUCUUCAUCCUGCUCCUUGAUCUUGUAGGAUGGUGAAUGCUCAUGAAGCUAUCCAACUUUUAUGUCUCUUUGCAAGAAGGGCUUAAGGAAAACUGGCUUUGGAGGAUUUUGGAGGGGGUCUUCUGUUUGCUUGUUUUUUUUUUGUUUUUUUUUGUUUUUUUUUUAAUUCCCCCCCUACAUUUGUUUACUUAUUCUCAAGGUUCAUAUACUCUUUGCUUUAUUUGCUUAAUGCUGCAAUCCCAAAACUAUGAUCCAGCCAUACCUACAAAGAAACAUGAAAGCUGUGGGGAAGAAGUAACUUAUUUUUACAAGUGCCUAACCAUACAUUUUGACAGAUCAGAGAGGAAUAAUUCAGUAUUUUAACUUGAGUUUGAAUUCAGGGUUGUAUUUAAAGUUCUCUGAAGGCUCACAGUUUUUGUCGAUUCUGUCCUAUGCAUUUGGAACCACGUCUGGUGUCUCUUCAUUUGUCUUGUUGUAUAAACUCAUUGCCACAUUUUUUUUUUUACAUUAGAAAAAAAAUCAGAAGCAGAAAUUAAUUUGAUGCCUUUUUUAAUGAAUUCCAUUUAUUGCACUGUACUGUGUAAUCGGUCAAGGUAAUUAAAAAGUGUAAUGCUCCACAAAUUUUGAUGAUUUAGCAAAGGAACAUGUUCUAAUGAAAACUGUAUUUUUGAUUUGUCAAUAGAUUAUAGAUUUUAUUCUUAAACUUUGCAAAUCUGACUUAACUGUUCAGUGUUGAUAACACAUGAAAAUGUCAAAUCACAAGUGUCAUUCCAGUGAGAGCGAGAGACAGUGGUCAGGAUCUAAGGAAAUGUUCUCAGAUGUAAUCAUUUUCAUAGAUAGUUUUGGUUUAAGAACAACAAUACAGAGAAUGAAGUUCAAUAAAAAAAGCAUUAUCUGUUAUCUCACAAUUGUUUUACCUAAGUACAAUCAAUGAGAAAGACAACCAGUGAAUACAUUAAUAAAAGUGUUGUUUUCAUGGUA
Molecule: messenger RNA, 2351 nt
Organism: Labeo rohita (rohu)
Lineage: Eukaryota; Metazoa; Chordata; Actinopteri; Cypriniformes; Cyprinidae
Gene: tram1
Product: translocation associated membrane protein 1
Exons: 11
Coding region: 110-1219 (369 amino acids)
Biological process (GO): SRP-dependent cotranslational protein targeting to membrane, translocation; protein insertion into ER membrane
Cellular component (GO): endoplasmic reticulum membrane
Source: RefSeq, a predicted model, not a curated record